Marmota flaviventris (yellow-bellied marmot) is the source of this 2663-nucleotide messenger RNA. RefSeq names its product zinc finger protein 76 (gene Znf76). Gene Ontology annotation, molecular function: DNA-binding transcription factor activity, RNA polymerase II-specific; RNA polymerase II cis-regulatory region sequence-specific DNA binding. The record is from RefSeq and is a predicted model, not a curated record. Gene Ontology annotation, biological process: regulation of transcription by RNA polymerase II. NCBI's taxonomy places the organism in Eukaryota, Metazoa, Chordata, Mammalia, Rodentia, Sciuridae. Gene Ontology annotation, cellular component: PcG protein complex; chromatin; transcription regulator complex.
GCGCGCGGGCGGGCGGGCUAUGGCGCAGGCGGGUUGCGGGGCCGGCGCUGGUGGCGGGGCCCGGUGCAUGGCGGUCUGUCGGCGGAGUCGCCCUCGGGGGCUGUCAGACUUGUGACCCAGAAGGAAAUCUCUGACCUCACCUGUGGCUCUUGGUGGUGGCCAGAAGCCAACUUCAUGUCUGAGUGCAUGAGCAGCAGUUUGCCAUGGAGAGCUUGGGUCUACAGACGGUGACCCUUAGUGAUGGGACGACAGCCUAUGUCCAGCAAGCUGUCAAAGGAGAGAAGCUGCUUGAAGGGCAAGUGAUCCAGCUUGAGGAUGGGACCACCGCAUACAUUCACCAAGUGACAGUACAGAAAGAAUCUCUCUCCUUUGAGGAUGGACAGCCUGUGCAACUGGAAGAUGGCAGCAUGGCCUAUAUACACCGCACACCCAAAGAGGGCUAUGAUCCCAGUGCCCUGGAAGCUGUGCAGCUGGAAGAUGGCUCCACUGCCUACAUUCACCAUCCUGUGGCUGUGCCAUCAGACAGCACCAUCCUGGCCGUGCAGACAGAGGUGGGCUUAGAAGAUCUGGCAGCAGAAGAUGAUGAGGGCUUUAGCGCAGACACAGUGGUAGCCCUGGAGCAGUAUGCAAGCAAGGUUCUACAUGACAGCCAGGCUCCUCAUAAUGGCAAAGGGCAGCAGGUUGGAGACAGAGCAUUCCGCUGUGGCUACAAGGGCUGUGGGCGUCUCUAUACCACUGCACAUCACUUAAAGGUGCAUGAACGAGCUCACACAGGUGACCGUCCAUACAGGUGUGAUUUCCCCAGCUGUGGAAAGGCCUUUGCCACAGGCUAUGGUCUGAAGAGCCACGUUCGCACCCAUACUGGUGAGAAACCAUACAAGUGCCCAGAGGAACUGUGCAGCAAGGCCUUCAAGACCUCAGGAGACCUACAGAAGCACGUCCGUACCCACACUGGUGAACGCCCAUUCCGGUGCCCUUUUGAGGGCUGUGGCCGCUCCUUCACCACAUCUAAUAUCCGCAAGGUACAUGUGCGCACCCACACAGGCGAGCGGCCCUACACCUGCCCCGAGCCCCACUGUGGCCGUGGCUUCACCAGCGCCACCAACUACAAGAAUCACGUGCGCAUCCACACAGGGGAGAAGCCAUACGUUUGCACGGUGCCAGGCUGUGGAAAGCGCUUCACUGAGUACUCAAGCCUGUACAAACACCAUGUGGUGCACACGCACUGCAAGCCCUACACCUGCAGCACUUGUGGCAAGACCUACCGGCAGACCUCCACCCUGGCCAUGCACAAGCGCAGCGCCCAUGGCGAGCUAGAGGCCACCGAGGAGAGUGAGCAGGCCCUGUAUGAGCAACAGCAGCUCGAAGCCGCCUCUACAGCUGAGGAAAGUCCACCACCCAAGCGAGCUCGCAUUGCUUACCUGUCAGAAGUGAAGGAAGAGGGUGAUGACAUCCCAGCUCAAGUGGCCAUGGUGACUGAGGAGGAUGGGGCUCCCCAGGUGGCUCUCAUCACUCAGGAUGGUGCCCAGCAGGUCAGCCUGUCCCCAGAAGACCUGCAGGCCCUGGGGAGUGCCAUCAGUGUGGUAACCCAGCACGGCAGCACCACCCUCACCAUCCCCAGCCACAACGAUGACCUGGCCACAUCUGGCACACAUACAGUCACCAUGGUCAGCGCUGAUGGCACCCAGACGCAGCCCGUCACAAUCAUUACCUCUGGGGCUGUGGUGGCCGAGAACUCAAGUGUAGCAUCCCUUCAUCAUCAACAGGUGGCGCUGUUGGCCACAGCCAACGGAACGCACAUAGCAGUGCAGCUGGAGGAGCAGCAGACCUUGGAAGAGGCUAUCAGCGUUGCCACUGCUGCCAUGCAGCAAGGGGCCAUGACUCUGGAGACAGCAGUGUCGGAGAGUGGUUGCUGAGCCCUAGGGCUGGCUCCCACUUAUGCUGAAGGAGGUGCUGUGCUUCACAGGCGGCUCUGCCUCCAAGGGCCCCAGCUGUGGCUGAAACAUGGAAGGUGGCCACAUAGGUCUCGGGUGAGACAGCAGCAGGAAAAUGGUCUAACUGAAGGGGAUGGGGGCCCUACACAAGAAGGGCCAGGCAGUGGGAAUUGGGAGUGUGUCAUCCUCAGGAGCUGAGGAGCACAAGCCUGAUCACCAGGCUGCCCUGGGCGCCCACUCUCCUCCCUUUGGAGAACACCCUUCCCACCUUCAGUCCAUAACCCUUCUCAGGUGGAGUUUGGGGCUGCAGUGGGGACUGGCCUCUACCAUGACUGGUGAUGGCCUACCAGGGGAGCUAAUAGCUCUUCAGCCCAGUGGGGGCAGAGCAGGCCUAGCCCUGCCCCUCCCAGCAAUAACCACCUCCCCAGAGGCCAGCAGAGAUGCCUGGCCACUUGGCACUAGGGACUUCCUGCCACCACAGUAAGAAUAAAUUCCUCAGGGGCCUGUGGCUGGAGUAAAGGUGCCCAGCUCCCACCACCCAGCAACCCCCCAACCUCUCAGUGGCAGAGAGGCAGGGAGUGGCCUUGUACAUAGAUUGCUGGGGAUUGGGGUUAAUUUGUUUUGUGUGUGUUUUUUUUUAAUUCUAUUUUGAUAAUUAUUAUUUUUCCCUGCUCUGGGUGGCGAUGGCAAACAGGUGAAUGCGUAUUUAAUAAAAGUUCCAAGUUUCCA